UAUCAUACGAAAGUGAAAAUUUGAAAGACUUCUCGGGUUACAGGCUUGUUUGUAUGGCAAUAAUUAACAGUAUAUUAGAAAAUAGUGUGUGUUCUGAAUGUAAAUAUGGUCCAUUAAAAAUCAAGGAAGAUGUGCAGUGUCAUAGAGGUUGGGCUUCAAAGUUAGUUCUAUCUUGUACAUCAUAUGGAUUGAAUGAAAACUAUUUUACUUCUCUCACUUCAGAAAAUGGACAGUAUCAAGUUAAUCGUAGAUCAGUUUUUGCACCGAGAUGUAUAGGAAAGGGCCAUGCUGCAGGUGAAAUUUUCAGUGCCAUCGUGGACCUGCCUCCACCAGUAGCAAAUUUUGAACUUUACAAUAAAAUAGUUAAUGAUACUGUGUGUAAAGGAGCAGAAGACAGUAUGAAGAGGGCUUCUGCAGAAUGUAAAGUUGUAAAUGAUGGUGAGGGUGAUAUUGCUGUGACUGCGGAUGGUACCUGGAUGCAGCGUGGACAUGUUUCCAAAAUACAAAAUGUAAACGAGUCACUCAAUGGUGUGAUUCGGCAGGGAUGCCCUAAGACAGGUUUUGCAUCCACAUUUACAGUUGAGACAGCUGUUGAAGCUGCUGUAGCUUGAUUCAGUGAUGGCAAUAUUGCAAGGGCAAAAGUUCUGAACAAGAUGGGAAUUGUUCCUGGAGUUUGGUGUCUUACAACAUUGCACAAACUGGAUGAAGUGAGAAUUCUGCAAGCAGAUUUCAGGACAAAAAGCGGUGCCCAACAGGAGAGAAGAAAGAAAAGAAAGGCAGCUAGAGGUCAAGAUGAUGAAGAGGAGCAAAAGGAGGCAGAUUAUGGAGCAGGAGAACACUAAUUGUA
Messenger RNA from Cryptotermes secundus, 847 nucleotides. RefSeq lists its product as uncharacterized. Lineage: Eukaryota; Metazoa; Arthropoda; Insecta; Blattodea; Kalotermitidae. The coding region runs from base 54 to 611 and encodes 185 amino acids. The transcript is spliced from 2 exons. The record is from RefSeq and is a predicted model, not a curated record.